AUGAAUAAAGUUGGAGCGGUGGACAAGUCGGUGGUGGAACUCGGAUUGCUAACGGAAAAGGUUAAAGCUGCCGAUGUGUUCACCCGCGGUUCCGCUUACGAUAAGCGCGUCGGAACGAAGAAUUUCCCUGGAAUUUCCCUUGGCUACGUUACUCCAUGGAACAGUCACGGGUAUGACGUUGCCAAACUGUUCUCGGCCAAGUUUUCUUUCGUAUCCCCAGUGUGGCUGCAGGUUGCUUGUGGAUCGAAUGGGAAAUACGUUCUGAAGGGUCAACAUGAUGUAGAUGCCGGUUGGGUGGAGCUACUUCAUCAAAGGGGGAAGAAACAUAAGCUCAAGGUCGUGCCUCGUAUUCUGAUUGACAAAUGGAAAUCUGACGACUUCGUCAAGCUUUUUGGUAAUCGUGAAGAGCAAGCCGACUUCAUAACUACCAUGAAGAACGGCUUAAGUUUGCACAAAAUGGACGGCAUUGUGUUGGAAAUAUGGCGUCAAGCCCCGCCGAGCUUGAAAGACGACCUUGUGACUUUCUUGGUAAAUUUUGGUCGAAGUAUGCAGAAAGACAAUUACAUGGUCAUUUUGGCGAUUCCGCCGACGCCGUCGUCUCAGUCGGGGCCGGGAUCUUUCUCGAAGAGUGAUUUCGAGAAGCUCCGCUACAGUUUCGAUGCGUUUUCCAUCAUGACAUACGAUUACUCCAGUCCGAUUAAUCCAGGGCCCAACAGUCCCGUGGGUUGGGCAGAAUCUUGCGUGCGGAACCUGUGUCCGGAUGAGCUCGGUAAAGAUUGCCGAGACAAGCUUUUGAUGGGAAUUAAUUUCUACGGCUAUGAUUACACGCCAACGGGAGGUGGGCCAAUCCUCGGAAGUCAGCUCCUGCAAAUUUUGGGUACCGUGAAAGCCAAAGUCACAUAUGACGAUAAUUCCAUGGAGCAUUUUUUCGAGUACAGAACCCGCGAAGGAAAACAUACCGUAUUUUACCCGACAAUAUGGUCGCUAUCCCAGCGUUUGGAAUUAGCGAAGAAUCUUGGAGUCGGCAUUGCCAUCUGGGAGUUGGGACAAGGGAUGGACUAUUUCUACGAUUUGCUGAAGCAGUUCGUCGACGUGGUUCAGUUGCUGAUGGAAAGAGGUGUCAGCAUUCGCAUGACCAUCUUGUGCGUCAUCGGAGUAGGGACGGGGCUUUUCGGUGACCGACACCGAGUGACCCACAUACCGCAGCUCAUCGCCCUCCUGUCCACGUCGUGGAAUCAUCGAGGGAGCAAGUCGCAAAUGAUUCUCCCAGCGUAG
Molecule: messenger RNA, 1275 nt
Organism: Notodromas monacha
Lineage: Eukaryota; Metazoa; Arthropoda; Ostracoda; Podocopida; Cyprididae
Source: the annotation of a GenBank genome assembly